CGUCCGUCCUUCCAUCCUUCUAUCCAUCCAGUCGUCGCAUCCGGCUGUCCACAUCUACCCGGAGGCAUACUUUGAUUUAUUCCCUUCAUCUCCUGCCCUGUUCCUCCUCUCUCGGGAAUCAUCGCCGGCCGCAGCCGUCAUUGACGGCGUUUUCUCCCAAAUGGAGCAGGAGAUGGCCGGCUGACUUGAGAGCUUGCUGAUUGGCUCGCCGAGCUCCACGCCAUGGCUAAAAGUCCGGAGGUGAAACUCGCCGUCUUAGGCCGAGCAGGGGUGGGCAAGUCAGCGUUGGUGGUGAGGUUUUUGACUCGACGCUUCAUCUGGGAGUACGACCCGACCCUCGAAUCCACCUAUCGCCAUCAAGCCAAUAUUGAUGAUGAGGUUGUCACCAUGGAGAUACUGGACACAGCGGGGCAGGAGGACAACCAGCAGAGGGAAGGUCACAUGCGCUGGGGCGACGGCUUCAUCGUGGUGUACGACAUCACCGACCGAGGAAGCUUCGAGGACGUGGCGCCGCUCCGGAGUCUUCUGGAAGAAGUCAAGAAGCCCAAGAAUGUACCCUUGGUCCUGGUGGGUAACAAGCGCGACCUGGACCACGCUCGGCAGGUGACCACCGAGGAAGGCGAGCGGCUGGCCGCCGAAAUGGCCUGCGCCUUUUACGAGUGCUCGGCGUGCGCCGAUCAGGGCGGCGCCGUGGCCGAGGCCUUCCACGAGCUGUGCCGCGAGGUGCGGCGGCGCAAGGCCGUGCAGGGCAAGGCCAGACGCCGCAGCUCCACCACGCACGUCAAGCAGGCCAUCAACAAGAUGCUGACCAAGAUCAGCAGCUAGGGGGGGGGGGGGGGAGACGGAGAAAAAAAAUGUACAGUUAAUGUUCACUGUUGAUUGUUUCCCAAAUGGACUCCAUGGGACUGCACUAGGUACUCGUUUCUCAGCCAAUAUAUCUCGCCUUUGGUCAUGUCCAAUAAUCAUCAACUGUGUAGGAGUUGCUAUGCUAUCCCGUUUCUGACUGCAGCUAGAUCAUAUUCUCGACAAAUCUGUGCGCGUGUGUGACAUGUCUGAAUAAUGUGUGACGAUUAAAAAAAAACAGAUGCACUGCA
This is a messenger RNA of Syngnathus typhle (broad-nosed pipefish), 1094 nucleotides long. RefSeq names its product RAS-like, estrogen-regulated, growth inhibitor (gene rerg). The transcript has 5 exons. Gene Ontology annotation, molecular function: GTP binding; GTPase activity. NCBI's taxonomy places the organism in Eukaryota, Metazoa, Chordata, Actinopteri, Syngnathiformes, Syngnathidae. Bases 223 to 825 code for a protein of 200 amino acids. The record is from RefSeq and is a predicted model, not a curated record.